CGCCGCUUCGUUACGAACGAUUACCAAACUUUGUUGGAAACAGCACAGCAGUGUGUGAUUACAAACGGCCCAGCUAUGCCCGAAAUUUUUAUUUUUUUUUAAUAUAACAACAUUAUCGUGGUGGAAAAUAAAAAGUACUAAGGAAUAAUAGAUCGAUUGGCAUCGGUUUUCGAAGACUAUAAUAACGCUUCGUGUACUCUGUGUUUUUUCUUUGUAAAUUCAGUCGCGAUCAAAAUGGGAGUACCAAAGUUUUGUAGAUAUAUCUGUGAGAGAUACCCUUGUCUGCUCGAAUUACUGAAUGAAUAUCAGAUCCCUGAAUUCGACAAUCUAUAUUUGGACAUGAAUGGUAUAAUACACACAUGUUCGCAUCCCAAUGACAUGGACGCUCACUUUCGUAUAACGGAGGAAAAUAUUUUCAAGAAUAUUUUCCAGUACAUAGAAAUAUUGUUCAAUACAAUAAAACCACAAAAAUUAUUCUUCAUGGCUGUUGACGGAGUUGCCCCAAGAGCUAAAAUUAAUCAGCAGCGGGGCCGUAGAUUCAGAGCUGCCAAAGAGGCUGAAGCAGUCGAAGCCAGAGCCAGAGCCAAAGGUGAAGAAAUUCCAAAAGAAGCAAGAUUCGACUCGAACUGCAUCACACCUGGAACUUUGUUCAUGGCCAGACUGACAGAACAAUUGAAAUAUUUUGUAACAUGGAAAAUAUCGACGAGCAAACUUUGGCAGAAAUGUAAAGUUAUACUAAGUGGACCGGAGGUACCCGGUGAAGGAGAACACAAAAUAAUGGAUUAUAUAAGAUACAUGAAGUCUCAACCGGACUACGAUCCGAACACGAGACAUUGUUUGUACGGACUGGACGCAGAUCUCAUAAUGUUGAGUUUGUGUACACACGAGCCUCACUUUGCCGUUUUGCGCGAGGAGGUCAAAUACGGGAAAGUGAAAAAAAGUACAUCACCGGAAAAAACGAGGUUUUGUUUAUUGCACAUAACUCUUUUAAGAGAGUACAUGGAGCACGAAUUUGCUCCUGUCAAAGACAAACUAGAAUUUCCCUUCGACAUUGAAAAAAUAAUAGACGAUUGGAUAUUGAUGGGAUUUUUAGUCGGCAAUGACUUCAUACCCAAUUUACCAAAUCUUCACAUCGAAACUGGUGCGCUUACAAUAUUGUAUAAGGCAUACAUGGAAGUUUUGCCCUCGUUGGACGGAUACAUAAAUGAAGCCGGUACCCUGAAUUUGGAAAGGUUUGAAAAAUUCAUGGAAAGAUUGUCGCAGGUUGAUACCGACCAGUUUAUGGAGCAUUUAGCCGACUUGAAAUAUUUCGAAGCUCACACCGGCAGACGACCGAAUGAGAAUGAGAGAACAAGUUAUAGAAAACCUAAAGAUUCGCCAGAAAAUUUAGCCUCCCCAAAAAAAUCAGCGAACAGAGAAUUGAGUGCUCUCAUUCAAUCGACCAACGACAUGUUGAUAGGCCAUUCGGACGAAGAAGAUUCUUCCGCUUUGGAUUCUGACAGUGAAACUUACAACGAAGAAUUUUCACAACAUAAACGAGAUUAUUACAUGAACAAACUCGAAUACGAGAACGUCGAUGCAGAGGUCUUACGAUCCCAGGCGGUGGCAUACGUGACAGCGAUUCAGUGGAACCUGAACUAUUACUACAACGGUUGCUGCAGUUGGUCUUGGUUUUAUCCGCAUCAUUACGCACCCUACAUUUCGGACAUAAAAGGUUUCCAAGAUUUCAAGAUCGAGUUCGAAUUGGCAAAGCCAUUUUUACCGUUUCAACAAUUGUUGGCCGUCUUACCAGCGGCCAGCAGGAAGUUGUUACCCGAAGCGUAUCAAGGAUUGUUGACGGAAGAACAGUCUCCAAUUAUCGACUAUUAUCCGUUGGAUUUCAAGACUGAUUUGAAUCACAAGAAACAAGAGUGGGAAGCAGUAGUUCUCAUUCCAUUUAUCGAUGAAAAAAGUUUGUUAGAUGCUAUGGAACCAUACAAUGCAAAACUCACGCCGGAAGAACAAAAGCGAAACAAACAUGGCCCAAUGUCAAUCAUCACGUACACUGACGAAGAUCUCGGCCUUUACGAAGCUCCACAGUAUUUUCCAACUAUUCAUAGCCACGCCAAAGUUGUUACACUUAAUCGCGAGGCCAUCGACGUGCCAGUAGACAAACUGGUUAAAGGAUUAUGCAAAGGAGUUAAACUUAGCACAUAUUUUGCUGGUUUUCCAACUUUUCAGCAUAUCAAGCAUACCGCAGCAUUCGAAAUGGCAAAGGUCAAAGUUUUCGAACAACCGUCGAGACGUGAAAACAUGAUAAUAUCGGUAGUACCGAGUGAGAUACCAAAUUUGCAUGACGCGGCAGGAAAAAUAUUGGGCAAAACCGUUUUUGUGGGGUGGCCGCAAAUGAAAGAAGCUCUCGUCGUCGGAGUGUCAACGAACGAUCGUAAAAUCACUUUGAUCAAUACGCAGCGAGGCUACAGUCCAGAAAAUGUCCGUAUCGAAGACUUGAACGCCGGGCUUUCCGCACAAUGGUCAGCACAGUGUCGUUCCGUUUACGAUGGCUACAAGGGUCGUUUCGGGAUCGACGUCGGAGACAUCGGCGUGUUGGUGUAUGCGUUACCAAUGUGUGGUAGGCAAUACAUAUUAACGGCUCAGGGAAGAAUGUCUUUGGAAAAAACGUGGUCGACGCAUCCGACGCCGUACGCUCACCAAGCGAUUGUGACGGACAUAGCAGUUCACGAUCCCGGUUACGUGCACAAUUUGAACAUCACGGACGUAUUCACCGUAAAAAGUAUCGUAUUCAUGCUUGGGCAUCCUCACUACGGAGCAAUGGGAGAAGUGAUAGAGCCGGGUCUCAACGCAAAAACGGGACGAAUAAAAGUUGCGAUGAGAAUCGAGAAUGAGCCGAAUUUCGAGUCGAUUCAAAGACAAUUCGGCGACUCUGAGGCACAGUGGAUGUCCACGGGAAUAGCAGCUCAACGACUAGGAGUGAGCAAUCAUUUUCUUAGUCGUAUAACUGGCUCGAUUUACGUGACUCAGGGCUCGGCCGAAGCACCAGAAAAUGGCAAACAAAACGUUGGUCUCAACCUCAAAUUUACUAAGAGAAACGAGGAGUUGCCCGGGUACACGAAAAAGUCAUCGGGUCAAUGGUUGUACAGCACUAAAUCGAUUGGUCUCAUACGCAGCUAUAUGCAUCAAUAUCCAUUGCUCUUCGAGCGUUUGGCGAAGAGGGUGACGAACGAUAUUUACAUGGAGAAUGAUCUUUUUGAAUCUGGACCUGAAAAACUUAGCGAAGUUGUCGAAUGGCUCAAGGAGCAGCCGUUCGCAUGUGUCGACACCCGCUCCUGCAACUCGAUCGGUCUCGACGGAGACACGAUCGCAAAGUUGCAAAAAGAGCUUGAAAGCAUGAAAAAUUCGGAGAAUCAAGAUGCUGGGAAAACCGUACUGAUGCAGGUGAAACCUCACUUGUUGUACAAGCCCGGUUUGCACUCGGGAAAUUUACCCCCAGACCCAAAAGCACAUCACAAAUUGUUCGACAGAAUAAUCAGCGUUAAGGACAGCUCCACUGUUCCACUUGGCUACAAAGGAACCAUCGUUUGCAUACAAAAGGCUGAGGACGCUUCGGACACGGUGUACGAUAUACUUUUCGACAAAGAGUUCGUCGGGGGUGUUUCCUUCAGCGGCGGAGCGGUGAAUCGUCGCCACAAGCUUCACGAAGCUGACUUCAUAAACAUAAGCCACGGUGCAAGAGGCGAGUUGGAUAUCGCGUCGAUAACAUCAGGAAUCCCAAAGCAAACGCCGGUACCACCAAAGUCUUGGAGGCAAGAUUCGACAAAUUCGAAGAAACAGACACUACAGAAUUUUCCAAACUCGAGUGCUCGGAAUCCCCGUCAAAUUCCAUUUCCUAAUUUUAAUCAAAACAAGAAAGUUUCAAACACGGAACCCCAGCAAAUACGAGUCAUGAAAAAGAACGACGCGACGGUGAAUCGUCCGACCCAGGCUAAUUGCGAGGCCCAGAAGGGAACGAAGCAACCGCAAAAUUCAGGAAAAGUACAAGCUCCCACGAGUACUAUCGAUUCCGGGGAUAUUAAAAAUACUAUAUUUCCACAAAAACAACCAGCACAACCACCGAGGCCCGAUCAGACCUCCGAAUUCCAGAUGUUAUGGAACGAAUUGUACAAAUCAUCUUUACCGCCGUCCGGGGUUUUGACACAAAAGCCAAUCAUGCCUUCAGUCAUGUCCCAACCAAAACCUGUUUCUAUGCCACCAUCCGCGAACGAUUCGCUUCAAGAUGAGAGUGCAUUUUUGAAAGCGAUGCUCAAAAUAUCGGACGAAAAUUCUAGCUCGUCCUCAAAAUCGAGUGUGUCGAUAGCCAGCAAACCCGUCGUCGCUCAGGAAUCUUCCAACACCUCCAGGGCACCGCCACUCGUUCAACAGUUGUUCGACCACGCUCGACAAGCCAGCCGCAAAGAGCCGCUUUCGUACACUGCCAAGUUGUUGGAAUAUUCGCAAUUGAGUGGUCGUGGAAUGCCCAGGUUCAAUUACCACACCAAUCAGCAGAACAUGAUUUGUGCACAAAUCGUCAUGCCCGACAUGAGAACUUAUUGUGGUGAAUUCUUCAGAGCCAGUUCAGAAGCUGCUGAGAAUGCUGCCGAAAUCGUCUGCAAGGACUUGCACUUGGACAAAGCUUCAAAACCGGGACUGAGCAUACUGGGUGCUCCGCCACCGAUGUGGUUGAAUCCUCUACAAAACGACCUUUCUCAAACACCACACAAUGCGAGGCCACCGCCGAUGAUGCCACCACGUUCGCCACAAGUUUUUCCAAACAUGCACAACCCACCUAUGCACAUGCAGCAGUGGAAUCCUCGUAUGCCACGAGCCCCGGCAUUCCCUCAGGUUCCACACCCGAACAUCAAUCAAAAUAGACCACCACCGGCGCAGAACUCGACGCAAGCAAUGCCAAAUCCUGCGGAAAUAGCGCGCAACGUCAACAAACCGGAAAGUAAAAAUAAAAAGAAUACACCUUUCGUGCCACUUCAAGCACAAAAAAAAUCGACGAAUCCAAAACCCAAGCAAACCUCGAGAAACUCUAAUCAAACGGCUAAAGAAACGAAGCACCAAUCUCACGAAACACAACCGAGAAAAAUCCAAGACGAUGCGUCUAAGCAAUCGAAAGAAGAUAAAAGUGAUAACGAGAGGAAAGAUACGGAUACAAAGAAAUCUCCUCAAACACCACAAAAAGUGCAGAGGGCUCCGAAACCGAGGAGAUCGCGAAUCGCUGCCAACUUUAAUACAGCACCAGCGCCUAAUGGAAACGCGCCACAAUAAAUACGUGUAUGUGUGCUUUGAUGUUCGACAACGUUAGGCCCGUGAUACGCGCAUAAAAAAAGCGCGCCACAGUAGAUAUAAGAAAAAUUACGAUAAUAUUUCACGAUAACACAAUGAAACAUACGUAAGCUUCUCGAGUCUUUUCGAGUGGCAAGGAUGAGAUUUAUCCCUGAAAGUAUACACCUCUUUGAAGCGAAAUAAAGAAGGCAGGGGAGGGGGGAAGGGGUUGGGGUCUCGUGGACCCCGAGUGUACUUUGAGGGUUAAAUUCGUGACGAUCAACCGACUCCUCAUAUUUUGGCAUAAGAUUUUGGAAAAUCAUGUUUCGCUAAGGAGUUUUUUUUUUUAACGUACACGCGAAUUAACACGCCUGAGGCGUUAGACGAAACGUUUUGUAGUUUUAACGACCGCGUACGACGUCCACAUUCUGUACAGAUUGUAAAGUUAACAAUAUUUACACGAAUUAUCAAUUCAUAUACUGACGAAAAAAGUAUUUUAAUUGAUUACGCUUGGACCGUGAACGAUUACUCUUUUUUUUUCUCUUCAUUUCGUAAUUUGUAUACUUUGGAUCGAUUUUAUUUUUUUUUCCAUUUUUUUUCUUUUUCCGUCCCUUUCGUCACCGCAAAUACGUAGCGAAGAAGCAUCGAAGUUCCGCAUUAUUUUAUUUUUUAUGUCGACCCACGCAGCAGAGAUUCAAAACGACGGGUCGAGUGAGACUCGCUUUCUACAGACUGCAAUUACCUGAGAUACGACGGAAAUCCUGUUAGUAUAAAAAAAAGAAAAAAAAAAGAACAAUAAAGAAAAAGUAAAGAAACACGAAGCUUCAUGCAAUGUGUCCGAAUAUAUAUUCCUCCUGGACUUUUAGAUUGAGAUAUUUCUCACCGUUAGAGCCGCUUAUUAAUUUUAAAAACCACUAUCGUUUGAUACACUCCGUGUUCAUUUUGAUUUUUUUUUCUUCUCUUCUUUUGUAUGCUUAUUCUCCCACAAUCCGUUUCCACGCAUCCGUGUGGGUCCGUAAUCAAAUAAUCCCCGAAAUAGGUACGGCAAUAUCUGCUCUUUGUAGAUUAGCAAAAUACAUUUUUCUUGGACACGAAUAAAUAAUCACAAAGUACAA
Messenger RNA from Venturia canescens, 6422 nucleotides. It is a transcript of the gene pcm, whose product is annotated as pacman. The record is from RefSeq and is a predicted model, not a curated record. Bases 235 to 5310 code for a protein of 1691 amino acids. The transcript is spliced from 11 exons. Gene Ontology annotation, molecular function: 5'-3' exonuclease activity; nucleic acid binding. Gene Ontology annotation, biological process: nuclear-transcribed mRNA catabolic process. Lineage: Eukaryota; Metazoa; Arthropoda; Insecta; Hymenoptera; Ichneumonidae.